Passer montanus (Eurasian tree sparrow) is the source of this 2057-nucleotide messenger RNA. RefSeq names its product 5'-nucleotidase ecto (gene NT5E). The record is from RefSeq and is a predicted model, not a curated record. Gene Ontology annotation, molecular function: 5'-nucleotidase activity. The coding region runs from base 1 to 1416 and encodes 471 amino acids. The transcript has 9 exons. Lineage: Eukaryota; Metazoa; Chordata; Aves; Passeriformes; Passeridae. Gene Ontology annotation, biological process: AMP catabolic process. Gene Ontology annotation, cellular component: plasma membrane.
AUGUGGCAACUUAGGCUGAGCAUGAAGAAGGGGCAGGCUUUGGGUAACCAUGAGUUUGAUGAAGGUGUGAGUGGAUUAUUGGAUCCUCUUCUUAAAAAUGCAAAUUUUACAGUCCUGAGUGCAAAUAUUAAAGGGAAAACUCCAUUAGGAAAUGAAAUGAUGAAAUAUGUUCAUCCUUUUAAAAUAGUUCAUUUUGACUCAGAAUCAGUUGGAAUUGUUGGCUACACUACAAAGGAAACUUCUUUUCUUUCACAGCCAGGGGAUGAUGUAACUUUUGAAGAUGAAAUUGAAGCAUUGCAACUGCAAGUGAAUAAACUUACUGCUAUGGGAGUGAACAAAAUAAUUGCACUAGGACAUUCUGGUUUUACAGUGGACAAAAAUAUUGCUCAAAAAGUGAAAGGAGUGGAUGUUGUGAUUGGAGGACAUACAAACACAUUUCUCUAUACAGGCACCCCACCCUCCACUGAACAGCCAGAGGGCCCAUAUCCAUUCAUGGUUGACUCAGAUGAUGGGAGGAAGGUGCCAGUUGUACAAGCUUAUGCUUAUGGAAAAUAUCUUGGUUACUUAAAUGUUACAUUUGACAAGAAAGGAAAUGUAGUUGAAGCAGUUGGAAACCCCAUUCUGCUGGACAGCAGCUUUCCUGAAGAUGAGCGCAUUAAGGAAGAAGUGGAAAAAUGGAGAGAAAACCUGGGGAAUUAUUCUGAAGAGAUUGGAAAAACUAGUGUUUACCUGAAUGGUACAAGCCAAGCAUGCCGUUUCCACGAAUGUAACAUGGGAAAUUUGCUUUGUGAUGCUAUGCUUUAUGAGAAUGUCAGGCGUCCGGGUAAGAAGACAUGGAACCACGUUUCAAUGUGCAUCCUGAACGGAGGUGGGAUACGGUCACCCAUUGAUGAGCAGAGCACUAAUGGUAGCAUUACCAUGGAAGAUUUGCUGUCUGUUCUGCCAUUUGGAGGUCGCUUUGAUAUGGUGACAUUAAAAGGCUCCACACUGAAAGAAGCUUUUGAGCACAGCGUGAGGAGAUAUGGAGUAGGAAGUGGAGAGCUGCUGCAGGUUGGAGGCAUCCACGUGGUCUAUGAUCUCUCCAGAGCCCCAGGAAGCAGAGUUGUGAGCUUAGAAGUGCUUUGCACAGCGUGCCGAGUCCCAGCCUAUGUCCCACUCCAGAUGGAUGAAAUAUACAAUGUGACUCUGCCCUCCUACCUGUUAUUUGGAGGAGAUGACUACAGUAUGCUGAAAGACAAAAAUCUGGGAUACAGUAAAGGUGAACCUGACAUUGAGGUUGUUUCCCGCUACCUCCAGAGAAUGAAGAGAGUUUACCCAGCAGUUGAAGGUCGAAUAAAAUUUUCUUCUGGAAGUCUUAUUGAAGCAAGUCUCACCCUGAUCUCCAUGCUGUUCACUGUAACAUUCUUGCACACUUGAUUUUUUGUUUGGAGCAAUACAGGAGAAGAGAUGAUACCAAGGAAGCUGUAACAGACCUGUUCCCUUCUGUUGCACCUUAAAUGAAUGAGCAGUGAGGUUGCUGCAUGUCAGCAGUGAGCAGCCCCCUGCCUUGCCUUUAACCUGGUGGUGCCACUGGAGCACUGUGUGCAGAGCAAGGGGGCACAAUCCACACCUUUUCUUGGUCAGAAUCAGCAGGUACCUGAAACUGAGGUCUCAAAAGCAAAGUUCCAGUGAAUACUUACUUACUGCUCAAUCAUAAAACAGAGAGACUGAAAUGGGGUAUUAUAAAUUGUCAAAUUCUUUUAGCUGCUUUAGACAGUGAGUUAAGAACCCGAUUCCAGGCAUAAACAAGCUUCUAGAAAUGGAUUUAUUAUAGCUGUAUAUUCCUUUCUUUGAUCUCCACUCAGGGUCAAGGUAUUCAAUCUAGUAUCUACUUUGCUUCCAGUCAUAUUUAUCAUACCUACAUGAAUGCCUGAAAGAGCUGGAUUAAACUCUGUGCCAUUAAAAUCAGGAGGUCUACUUAAUAUGCAAUUUUUAAAAGUUUUUCUUUUACUACUGAGAAAGAAAUAUCCCACUUUUAUUUUCCAUUAAUAAAGGAUGAAAGCUUGACUUGAUUUUGA